CUAUCGUGGGAGGCCACUAUCUGAUAAAGCGCAUUGUCGGUUAUCUAAACUUGCCAAUGCCGUUUAGUGCAGGUGUUGGUGAGUCCCCGAAAUAACAAAAACCUUCACCGUAGGAACCCAACAAACACCUGUCCGAAACUCAUAAGCUCAGCUCCACCACAACCAGCCUGCUCCGCCACUCUCUCAGCGGCGUUCAUGGAGUCCCAAGCCGGCGGUUCCGUAUUCUCCCACGUCCCUCAGGUCCCUGAAGUCCCACUUUACGCGAUGCAGGCUGCUUAUGGCAAAGACCCAAGUCCUCAGAAGCUGAAUUUGGGCAUUGGUGUUUACAGAACUGAGGAUGGGAGACCUGUCCUUUUAGAUGUGGUUAGUCGAGCGGAGCGGUUACUAGUCAAUGACUUGUCCAGUUUUAAGGAGUAUCUUCCUAUUACUGGAAUGCCAGAUUUCAACAGAUUGAGUGCUGCACUCGUUUUGGGUGCUGACAGCCCUGCUAUAAGGGACAAUAGAGUGACUACUGCCCAGUGCUUGUCUGGUAGCGGUUCAAUAAGGAUUGGAGCCGAUUUUUUAGCAAAGCAUUACGGUCAACAUCGUAUAGUGUACAUGUCCCAGCAAACAUAUGGAAACCACCCAAAUUUUUUCUCAGCGGCGGGGAUAGCUAUUAAGACUUACCGUUACUAUGACCCAGGAACGCGUGGACUGGACUUUCAAGGCAUGCUGGAAGAUCUUCGUUCUUCCCCAACAGGAGCUAUCGUGCUUCUCCAAGCAUGUGCGCAAAACCCCACUGGUGUUGAUCCAACUAUGUCACAGUGGGAGCAGAUAAGACAGUUGAUCAGAUCAAAAGGGUUGUUACCGUUUUUUGACUGUGCUUAUCAGGGUUUUGUCAGUGGAAAUCUGGAAGAGGAUGCGCAAUCUAUUCGCCUUUUUGUUGCUGAUGGUGGUGAAAGCCUUAUAGCCCAGUCAUAUUCAAAGAAUAUGGGACUUUACGGAGAACGUGUUGGGGCACUCAGCAUUGUUUGCAAGACAGCAGAAGUGGCUAGUAAUGUCGAAAGCCAGCUGAAACUCGUGAUCAGGCCCAUGUAUUCUAACCCACCCAUUCAUGGGGCAGCCAUAGUGGCUGCUAUCCUAAAGGACAGGGAUAUGUACAAUGAAUGGAGUAAUGAAGUGAAGGCAAUGGCUGACCGCCUUAUGAGCAUGCGCCAACACCUAUUCAAUGCGCUGCGUGACAAAGGUACUCCUGGUGACUGGAGUCACAUAAUCAGGCAAGUGGGGAUGUUUACUUUCUCAGGAUUGAGCCCUGAACAAGUUGCCUUCAUUACAAAAGAGUACCACAUCUACUUGCCAUCUGAUGGGAGGAUUAACAUGGCAGGUCUUGGUCCUAAGACAGUUCCUCAUCUUGCAGAUGCAAUACAUGCAGCUGUAACCACUGCUGUCUAAGCCAAUGUUGAAGUGCAAAAGAGGGCCAAAUUGAAAUUCCCUUGUAAUCCAAGGGCCACACUAGAAAUGAAUUAUUUUCCAUUGGUAUUAAAAAUAGAAAAUGUGAAGGAAUGAAUUAUUGUCAAUGACAUUUAUGUUAUGUCCAUCCACUAAUUGGUGUAACCCUUGAGCCAAUGAUUCCUCAAUUGAAUAGACAUUCAUUUCUCAA
Molecule: messenger RNA, 1639 nt
Organism: Malus domestica (apple)
Lineage: Eukaryota; Viridiplantae; Streptophyta; Magnoliopsida; Rosales; Rosaceae
Product: aspartate aminotransferase, cytoplasmic-like
Biological process (GO): amino acid metabolic process; biosynthetic process
Cellular component (GO): mitochondrion
Molecular function (GO): pyridoxal phosphate binding; L-aspartate:2-oxoglutarate transaminase activity
Source: RefSeq, a predicted model, not a curated record